Molecule: messenger RNA, 258 nt
Organism: Knipowitschia caucasica
Lineage: Eukaryota; Metazoa; Chordata; Actinopteri; Gobiiformes; Gobiidae
Source: the annotation of a GenBank genome assembly
AUGAACCUCCUCGGCAGCAGAGCCUCCUCGGCAGCAGAGCCUCCUCGGCAGCAGAGCCUCCUCGGCAGCAGAGCCUCCUCGGCAGCAGAGCCUCCUCGGCAGCAGAACCUCCUCGGCAGCAGAACCUCCUCGGCAGUAGAGCCUCCUCGGAAGCAGAGCCUCCUCGGAAGCAGAGCCUCCUCGGCAGCAGAGCCUCCUCGGCAGCAGAGCCUCCUCGGCAGCAGAGCCUCCUCGGCAGCAGAACCUCCUCGGCAGUAG